CAUGAUGGAAAGGACGCAGCAAUUACGUCCAUAAGCUAUCUAUAGUGAAGAAAAAUUAACUCAAGCCUAAGUUUUUCUUCUAACCAUGGAAGAACUUCAGCAGCUCGAACAAUUAUCUCUUGUAUCUAAGAUUUGUACUGAGUUGGACAAUCACUUGGGUAUUAAUGACAAAGAUCUUGCUGAGUUUAUAAUCAUGCUGGGAGAAAGGAACUCCACUAUUGACAAGUUUCAGGCAGCUCUAGCAGAAAAUGGUGCUGAAUUUCCAGACUCAUUUGCAUCAAACUUGUUGAGACUGAUUCAAAAAAUGAAACCUAAGUUGGAAACAUAUGAUGAUAAACCAGAUAUGUCUGUUAAUGAAAACAAAGUAACAGCUGGUGCAGUGGAGAUAAAAAGAAAGGCAUUCCCAGGACUUUGCAUUCCAGAUCAAAUGACUGAAAAUGAAAGAAAAGGCUUCGAGGAUGAUGAACAAGUGGCAUCAUCAGCUUUAGGGGAGUUAGAAGCUCUGAUGUCUAAGGCUAAACAAUCAACCUCACAAACUGACAGUAAAAAAAAGGGAAGGAAACAAAGUAGAAGCAGAAGUAGAAGCAGAAGUAGAAGCAGAAGUAGAAGCAGAGAACAACCAUCAAGGAGAGAUGAAAAACGAAGGCCAAGGUCACAGUCUCUAAGCCCAAGACGUGACAGAAACAGACAUAGGGACAGAGAUCAUGAAGAAGGAAGGAAUAGCAGGAGAAGGAGAAGUAGAUCUAGAAGUAAAGGAAGGAAUUACCCAAGAAACAGACAUGGCAGUAGCCAUGUGGAAAAAGCCCCACCUGCAAUUCCAGUUGUGAACCAGAUUUACAGUGGAAAAGUUACCACUGUUAUGCAGUUUGGUUGCUUUGUUCAGCUGGAAGGAUUACGAGGACGACAUGAAGGCUUAGUGCAUGUGUCACAGCUGCGCCGUGAAGGUCGAGUGGCUAAUGUGAGUGAUGUGGUGCAUAGAGGUCAAAAGGUUAUGGUAAAAGUUCUCUCCAUGGCUGGUAGCAAGAUAAGUCUGAGUAUGAAGGAUGUGGAUCAAGAGUCAGGAGAAGAUCUGAAUCCCACCAAGUCUAGACAAAAUAUUGGAGGUGAGGCCAGUGACAUGGCCAGGAACCCAGAUAGGCCAUCUGGCAUCCCUGUAGUCCCAGUUUAUGAAGAAGAUGAACCAAACUCUAGGCGAAAAGUUCAGAGGAUAACAUCGCCAGAGAAAUGGGAAAUAAAGCAGCUUAUCUCAGCUGGUGUAUUGGACAAAGCAGACUACCCAGAUUUCGAUGAUGAGACUGGUAUCCUUCCCAAGGAUGAUGAUUCAGAUGAAGACAUUGAGAUUGAAAUCGUAGACGAGGAACCAGCUUUUCUGAGAGGUCAAACAAAAUUGAGUGUAUCUAUGAGCCCUGUGAAAAUUGUGAAGAAUCCCGAUGGUUCCCUUCAAAGAGCAGCCAUGACUCAAAGUGCUCUGGCGAAGGAGAGAAGAGAACUUAAACAAGCCCAAAGAGAAGCACAGGCAGACAGUAUACCCAAAGAUCUUGGAAAACUGUGGAUUGAUCCUAUACCCGAUGUGGAUGGUGAUAAGCCAAUCUUCGCUCAAGAUAUGCGAGGAGUUGGAUUGACAAAUGAAGAUAUGCCUGAAUGGAAACGAGCUACAUUUGGUGGGAAUAAAGCUUCAUACGGGAAGAAAACAAAUUUGAGUAUACUGGAACAGAGGCAAGGAUUACCAAUCUACAAGCUUCGAGAAGAGUUGCUAAAGGCCGUGAUUGAAAACCAUGUUUUGAUCGUCAUUGGUGAAACUGGGAGUGGGAAAACUACACAAAUAACACAGUAUCUGGCAGAGGAAGGCCUUCUAAGCGCCGGAAAACUUGCUUGUACUCAGCCAAGGCGAGUGGCAGCUAUGUCAGUCGCCAAACGAGUGUCAGAAGAGUACGGCUGUCGACUUGGACAGGAAGUAGGGUACACCAUACGAUUUGAAGACUGUACGAGUUCGGAGACAAAGAUCAAAUAUAUGACGGACGGUAUGCUGCUUCGGGAGUGUCUUCUCGACCCGGAUUUAAAUCAAUACGCCAUCGUGAUCCUCGACGAAGCACACGAGCGCGGGAUAAAUACCGAUGUACUCUUCGGAUUGAUGAAGAAAACUGUAGAAAAGCGAUCCGAUUUGAAGUUGAUUGUCACCUCGGCCACGCUGGACGCAGUCAAAUUUUCAACGUAUUUCUUUGAGGCUCCCAUUUUCACGAUCCCAGGACGGACUUUUCCUGUGGAGAUUUUGUAUACAAAAGAAGCAGAGACAGAUUACCUGGAUGCAUCCCUUAUCACGGUCAUGCAGAUCCAUUUGACUGAGCCGCCAGGAGAUAUUCUUGUGUUUUUGACAGGUCAAGAAGAAAUUGACACAGCAUGUGAGAUUUUGUACGAGCGUAUGAAAAGCUUAGGACCGGAUGUUCCUGAGUUGAUUAUUCUGCCAGUUUAUAGUGCUUUGCCAUCGGAGAUGCAAACCAGAAUAUUUGACCCCGCCCCACCUGGCAGCAGAAAGGUGGUAAUUGCCACUAACAUUGCUGAAACAUCGUUAACAAUUGACGGUAUCUACUAUGUGGUUGAUCCGGGAUUUGUAAAGCAGAAAGUCUACAACUCCAAGUCAGGAAUUGACGCUUUGGUCGUGACUCCUAUCUCGCAGGCUCAAGCUAAGCAGCGCUCUGGCCGCGCGGGAAGAACGGGUCCUGGUAAAUGCUAUCGACUGUACACGGAGCGUGCGUACAGAGAUGAGAUGCUGCCGACCGCUGUACCUGAAAUCCAGAGAACUAACUUGGCAAGCACUAUACUGUCACUCAAGGCUAUGGGAGUAAAUGAUUUGCUCUCCUUUGAUUUUAUGGAUCCACCGCCCAUGGAGACCAUGAUUUCAGCUAUGGAACAGUUACACUCACUAAGCGCCUUGGACGAUGAGGGCCUGUUAACUAGACUUGGAAGACGAAUGGCGGAGUUUCCUCUGGAGCCACAAUUGUCGAAGAUGUUAAUUCAGUCGGUACAUCUAGGUUGCAGUGACGAGGUGCUCACCAUUGUUUCCAUGCUUUCUGUACAAAACGUCUUUUACAGGCCUAAGGACAAGCAGGCACUUGCUGAUCAAAAGAAAGCUAAAUUUCACCAAGCUGAAGGAGACCACCUUACAUUACUCGCUGUUUACAACUCUUGGAAGAACAACAAGUUCUCGAAUCCAUGGUGCUUUGAGAACUUUGUGCAGGCCAGGUCACUGAGACGCGCUCAAGACAUCAGAAAACAAAUGCUUGGUAUUAUGGACAGACACAAGCUUGACGUGGUGUCUUGUGGCAAGACGACAUCCCGGGCGCAAAAAGCCAUCACGAGCGGUUUCUUCCGUAACGCCGCCAGAAAAGAUCCACAGGAAGGCUACCGCACUGUGACGGAUAACCAGGUGGUGUACAUCCAUCCAUCCAGUGCGCUGUUCAACCGGCAGCCGGAGUGGGUGGUGUAUCAUGAGCUCGUUUUAACAACUAAGGAGUACAUGAGAGAGGUCACUACUGUAGAUCCAAAAUGGCUGGUCGAGUUUGCGCCCGCGUUCUUUAAGAUGGGCGAUCCCACCAAACUGAGCAAGCGUAAAAGACAGGAGAGAUUGGAGCCGUUGUACAACAGAUACGAAGAACCAAAUGCUUGGCGUAUUUCUCGCGCCUUCAGAAGAAGGUGAAGAUGAUUUUCACCAUGGCAACCACUAUGACCGCUUUUCAAUUGAUCACCAAGCUGAGCUCAAUGAACUGCUUGUAGAGAAUUAUAAUCAGUAGCAAUUACGGUGUAUUUCAG
Pocillopora verrucosa is the source of this 3807-nucleotide messenger RNA. Its product is annotated as ATP-dependent RNA helicase DHX8. Gene Ontology annotation, molecular function: ATP binding; RNA helicase activity; RNA binding. Lineage: Eukaryota; Metazoa; Cnidaria; Anthozoa; Scleractinia; Pocilloporidae. The record is from RefSeq and is a predicted model, not a curated record. Gene Ontology annotation, cellular component: catalytic step 2 spliceosome; intracellular anatomical structure. Gene Ontology annotation, biological process: spliceosomal complex disassembly.